AUAGCGCAUAUCUGGAAGAUGAAUCUGGAAGGAAGGAGGUUACUGGCGGACAAGCUACACUGGCUCUGCUUUAUCAGGCAGUAGCUGCUCUUGGCUGAUCUCUGGACCCUUAGAUUGAGCAACACAACAGGAGACAGGCAGCUUCUAAAUCAGAGAGACACAAAGGCAGGAGGGAAGCAAGACGUGAAUGAAAGAAGAAAGUGAAAUAAGGAAGAAGAGGAAAGAGGAACAACAGGCUGAGUUGUGAAGGGAGCAGUUGUAAAACAGAGUUAAAGAUUAGCAGAGGGUCUUGGUGGUGGAAUGGCUGGGAGAAGUUUUUAUUCAAGAGGAGCAUGAGAGGAAGAACUGGGGGGGUUAAAGGCAGGGGUCUGGUAAAGACUAAUUGUGGUGACAGCCUGUGCCAGGGGACAAGGACUCAUGUGAGACUCAGAGGAAUGAAAAGACACGGACAAAGAGAAGAAACAGAGAGGGACUGAUAGACCCAAAGCUGGACUUCAGUAUGGGUGUGAAGAGCAAGGCUGCUGCUGCUAUCUUAGUCCUGCUGCUGUUCCUUGGCUCCCUGUGGCUCCAUGGAGGUUUGGAUUACCACUGGGAUUCCUGUUUCAAAGGUUAUAAUCAAGUAAAUAAGCUCCACCAGCUGUACAACAGCAGUGGGGGCGAUGGAGCUGAGGGCCUGCAGGUCCUUGAGGGAUGCCCCGGUCAGAACUUCCAGGUGUCUCUGCUGCUCUCCCACCUGCUGGCGGUACCAGCCUACAGCUCUGACGUGCUCAUGCUGCCGUAUCUGUCCAGCUGGGAUGAACUUGUGAGGUUCAUGGAAGCUCUGGGCCCAAUGGUUGGACUGAUAUCUAAGGAAAUAGAAACUAAGACUUCCAUAAUCCGUCAACUUGCUGCGCUGGCUGGAGAGAGCCCUGAAGCAGAGCUGGCUCCAGAUAUAAACUCUAUAAACAUUGUGAGCACAGAGGCAGGGACUAAGAACGAUCCAGAGGCCUCACAGCACACCGGUGCCUACCACUCUGUACGCUCAAUGAUCGUAGCAGAAAUGACCCAAGGCGUGGUGGACUUUCAACAACAGACAGACUCUGGGUGUCGGACUCUCCUGCGUCUGCACCGUGCUCUGCUGUGGCUGAAGCUCUUCCUUGAGAAACUGGCUGAGACACCGGUGUCCGGGCGACUCAGGAGUCCCUCGGAGCUGUGUCGUGAGGCCUACCAGAACACUCUCUCACAACACCACACCUGGUUUGUCCGUAGAGCCGCCGAGCUGGCCUUUAUCGCUCUGCCUGAGCGGGGUUUCUUUUUCAGGCUGGUGUGUGUGCAGGACCAGGAAGAGCUGAGUUUGGUGCUAAACAGAGUGGUCCAGGCCAUUGGAGAGGUUUAUGACAGGACUCAGAACGCCCUAGAGGAAAAUGGCAUGCUGGACUUGCCAUAAGAGAGUUGACUUUUAGACUAGAUGGGACCUACUCUUUCUGCUGCUUUACUCUGAUUUACACUGUUCUUGUGGCACUAAGGGCUAUGCCUCACUACCAAGCGGCAACCUCCGGUCUUAAAAUGCGAGUCUAAUCGGGAAGUGCUAAAAACUGCAGUUCAUUGAGGAUCCACUUGAGGCUGGAUCCGGAAGUACCGGAAACCACAUACACACCAAUUCACAAAAGCCGAUCUUUACAGCAGAAAUAAACAUGUUUACAGCCUGGUACAAAAGACAAGUGUAGUCUGGAUAGCUCAUUUCUCGAUCGGCACACACUGUAGGGGGGGGGAUUUUUUUCUAACACUGCAAUUUCGAAGAUAUUGGGAUUAUGAGUCAUCCAAUGAGAGGCACAGCUGACUUGAUUAACAGGAGGGAACACUGUAGCUGUUGAACAGGAGGCUCAAAGCCCGCCUCUUUACAUCACAAUCGCUGGACAGCAGCAAUAUGGCUGCCGCCGAUGAUUGGCCUCAAAACAGUGCUUCAGAAACAGAUGGGUGACGUCACGGAUACUACAUCCAUAUUUUAUACAGUCUAUGCUCACUACCUAGAGGGUUUAAACUUCUCUAGGAAACAUGGGGGGGCUGUUCUUAUUAGCUGAAAUGUGCCAUAUUUUUCCUUCUAACCAAAGUGCUGUUCACAAUCAACCUAUAGUAAAAGUUUGCUUUCAGUAUUAAGUCAUUCCUCAUGAUGCCCCAACUUCAGCUAUAUGUGUUCGAGGCAUUCAGAAGGCAGCUGAUGGUCUGAACCGACUGUGAAUUAUUUAAGCUGGUGCACAUAAACACAUGGACACCUUAUACAUAAAGAAACAUAAGUCAUGCUUGUAACAUUCUUGUGAGUGUUUCACAGGGGGAGCUGUUUGGGUAAUGGAUUGUAUCAGAUGGUAUAGUUAAUGUUUUUGGGCCUCUUACAUUCAGAUUUCGCUGUGAAUGAAUGCUGUUGAUUGUAUUUGACUUGAUUUAGUAUGCUACCUCAUAACUGGCAAGGUCUAGAUGCCUUUUAGCCUUACAAUAUGGGACCAAUCAAUCCUCAUGAAAGAAGUAUAACACUAACAAAUCAAUAUGUGGUGACAAACUGACAGUAUGGUGCUUCACACUGACUGUGGUGUGAGUUGGAGUCUUACAUUCUCCGUUUUCAACUGUGAGUUUUUGUACCAUGUUCAGAAAAAAUAAAUAUGUGAGAAAAAAAGACA
This is a messenger RNA of Notolabrus celidotus (New Zealand spotty), 2651 nucleotides long. RefSeq names its product glycolipid transfer protein domain containing 2 (gene gltpd2). The transcript has 4 exons. Bases 500 to 1426 code for a protein of 308 amino acids. Gene Ontology annotation, cellular component: cytoplasm; cytosol; membrane. Gene Ontology annotation, biological process: intermembrane lipid transfer; ceramide transport. NCBI's taxonomy places the organism in Eukaryota, Metazoa, Chordata, Actinopteri, Labriformes, Labridae. The record is from RefSeq and is a predicted model, not a curated record. Gene Ontology annotation, molecular function: ceramide 1-phosphate transfer activity; ceramide 1-phosphate binding.